AUGGUUGCAAUUGUAACACUAAUAACCGGUUGCUCGACUGGAAUGGGGUUCUCCACUGCUGUGCAUCUUGCUAAGGCGUCCAGCCGAGAGUUUAAGGUGUACGCUACAAUGAGAAACCUGUCUAAAAAGGAUAAUCUGGAAACAGCCGCCGGGGACACUCUGAAUAAAAGGUUGUUCAUCCGGGAACUUGACGUUACCAAAAAGGAAACCAUCACGUCUGUAGUGGACGAGAUUAUGCGAGAAAAUGGGCGAAUAGACGUUGUUUUUAACAAUGCUGGAUUUAGUCGGUUCGACGCCUCUAUGUUCCAAGAAAUCACGCCAGAAUCCUUGGCGUUAGACAAAGAUAUGAUGGAUACAAACUUCUGGGGCCCGAUGCAGGUCCUUCAAGCCGUCUUACCUAUCAUGAAGAAACAGAGGGCAGGAAGAAUCAUAAAUAAUUCUAGCGUUGCCGGCGUGGCAGGAAGCCCCUUUCUUGGUAUGUACUCGGCAUCAAAGUUUGCCCUUGAAGGUUUCUCAGAGAGUGUCGCACCAGUGCUUCGCAAAGCAUACAAUAUCAGAAUCAUAUUAAUAGAGCCCGGACCAGUCUACACCCAACCCCAUACCACCAUCAUGCAAGAGUCAGGGUUCAAGCCCGAAUACAUCUGCAGCAGCUGGGACAACGUGUCCCAAAAGCUCUUCAUCGAUUUCUGGAACAAGGAAUUUUACCCCGAAAUCAAGAUUGCGCAACAGCCAGAGGAGAUUGCCGAGUUGGUAGAGAGGGUUAUACUCACUGAGAACCCACACCUCCGUUACCAGACAAGCGCCCUGCAGACAGAGAAGGUUGCUGCCAAAAUGGUGGACCCAACGGGAGACACCGGUCUUAAAGAACGCCAGACUUUUAAAUAA
Asterias rubens (European starfish) is the source of this 885-nucleotide messenger RNA. Its product is annotated as retinol dehydrogenase 8-like. The coding region runs from base 1 to 885 and encodes 294 amino acids. Gene Ontology annotation, molecular function: oxidoreductase activity. The record is from RefSeq and is a predicted model, not a curated record. NCBI's taxonomy places the organism in Eukaryota, Metazoa, Echinodermata, Asteroidea, Forcipulatida, Asteriidae. The transcript has 5 exons.